UUCACCCAUUUUACACGUAGUAAUACAAAACCGAAAAAAAUACAAUAUUCUUACUUUAUCAAAUCGUAAUAUAACUCUUUCCUAUUUUAUCCAUUCCUAAUGCAAUUACUUUCUUACUUUCAUAAACUCUAAUAGAAUGAUUAGUUGAAUAUAAACUUAUCUUUUAACAAAUGGAAAGAGUCAAAAAUGAAUUUAUUAUGAAACGGAUGAGUGCCUAUAAUGUUCCAAAAAUCCUGCAGCGUAAGGCCCAGGCGCCCAGCAAAGGCAACAACUUCUCUACUCUAGUCAGACAGGAGUACACAUGGCCGGUGCCCGUGCCUCGCAUGUCCUGGGGUUUAUGUGGCGCCGUGUCGCCGUCUGUAUACCAACUGCUCCUCGCUUUCGUUUCUCCGAGAGGUUUAGGUUAAUCUCUUGGGCACCGUGUCCCUCCUGCAACCAACACAACACCACAGAAAAAGCGCGCCACUAGCAAUUCCAACUCCACCCAUGGCGCACCUACUGCUCCCGUAUAAAUCUUGCGGCCUCGUUGCGACAUGCAAUGCACAACGGCGGCGGCGGCGGCGGCAGCAGCAAGUGAUCUUGGCACUGUUCGUUCUUGUGAUUCUUGUCCUGUCUCUUCCGGCAGCGGCGAGCGCGCGGCGAGCAUGGUCGACAAGGCGGCUGUGUGGCUGGUGGUGAUCGCGCUCGCCGCGGCGGCGAACGGCGCGUUCGCCGGCCGCGUCCUCGAGGAGCAGCCUGCGGCUGCGCCGGCGCCGGCGGAGGCUCCUGUGGCGCCGGUCGACCCGCUGCCCGCGCCGACCGACCCGCCCGCUGACACGGUGGUAGCCCCCGCGGCCGUGCCAGCCGGUGGCGCUGCCGCGACGGGCAAUGCGGGGGUGGGCGCGGCUGGUGGUGGUGCCGGCGCGGGCGACCACCACCAGCUGACGUUCUUCAUGCACGACAUCCUGGGCGGGUCGCAGCCGUCGGCGCGCAUCGUGACGGGCGUGGUGGCGAGCGCGGCGGCGAACGGGCAGCUCCCGUUCGCGCGGCCGAACGACAACAUCUUCCCGAUCCAGGGCGCGAUGCCGCUGCCGCAGGGCGCCAGCAACCUCGUCAACGGCAACAACGUCCCCUACGUCGCCGGCCUCGGCGGCACGUCCUCCGCCGCCAUCGUCCAGGGCAACGGCAACGGCAACGGUGGCAACAAGAACAUCCCCUUCGUCAACGCCGGCGACCUGCCGUCCGGCGCCACGCUCCAGAACCUCCUCUUCGGCACCACCACCGUCAUCGACGACGAGCUCACCGAGGGCCACGAGCUCGGCGCCGCCGUCGUCGGCAGGGCGCAGGGGUUCUACGUCGCCAGCUCGCAGGACGGCACCAGCAAGACGCUCGUGCUCACGGCCAUGUUCGACGGCGGCGGCGUCGAGGCGCACGGCGACACGCUCAGCUUCUUCGGCGUCCACCGGAUGGCGGCGCCGGAGUCCCACGUCGCUGUCAUCGGCGGCACGGGCAAGUACGAGAACGCCAAGGGGUUCGCCGUCAUCCAGACGCUGCACCCCGGCGACGAGCACACCACCGACGGCGUCGAGACUCUCCUCCAGUUCAGCAUUCACCUCAUCUGAGUUGCUUCCAGCUUAGUAGUCCAUUCCAAACAGUUUGGCCUUGCAGCUUAUGCUGCUUCUCAGCUUCAUGAAAAUGCUUGUAAUUUCAAGUACUACGUGACAUUGUAUUCUACCAUGUACUAGUAGUUGCUUUGAUCACAUGAUUAUACUAGUAUUAUGUGAGGUAACAGAAGUAUCUGUCUGAUGCUAUCUAAUAGCGAAAAUUCGCAGGACAGAAUUGGAUGGGUUAACAAAGUAUAAUUCCAUGAAAAGUCUCUAUGUUUAUGUAAAAUUCUAGUAGUACUGUUGUCUGAAAGGCUAAGCUUUCGAUGACAAAAUUCUGUGACAAAA
This is a messenger RNA of Oryza sativa Japonica Group (Japanese rice), 1931 nucleotides long. RefSeq names its product dirigent protein 24. NCBI's taxonomy places the organism in Eukaryota, Viridiplantae, Streptophyta, Magnoliopsida, Poales, Poaceae. The record is from RefSeq and is a predicted model, not a curated record.